AUGUAUAAUCAAAAUGCAGAACACGAACUUCACACAGACGCCAGUUGCAAGGGACUCGCUGGCAUUUUCCUACAGAAAGAAGGUGGAAGUCUUCACCUAGUUGCUUAUUACAGACGCAAAACAACCAAAGAAGAAUCAAUGUACCACAGCUAUGAACUGGAAGCCCUCGAUGUGGUUGAAGCAACAGAUCGAUUCCGGCAGUACUUGCUUGGUAAGCACUUUCUCAUAGUCACUGAUUGUGAAGCUUUAAAAACUGCCAGUAAAAAGAAAUUGUUUCACGAAUCGCCCGAUGGUGGUUGCGUAUGCAGGAGUACGAUUAUGAGGUUUCUCAUCGAGCCGGCUCUGCCCAACACCCAGAACAAACCGGUGAUAAAUUUUUUUAUGGAUUUAUUCUUUACGUUUGGCAUUUCCCGUCGAAUAAUAUCAGAUAAGGGAACUGCAUUUACUUCACACGCUUUUGAAGAAUUCGUUAAAGGCUACUCGAUUCAGUACAUCCAGAAUGCGACAAAAACACCACGUGCAAACGGUCAGGUCGAACGGUAUAAUCGAACCAUUCUCCAUGCAUUAUUGGCAACCGUUGAUGACGAAACCAGAUGGGACCAGAAGGUACGAUAUGUGCAGUGGGGUAUCAAAAAUACUCAAAACGAAACCACUGAUAAAACUGCACAUGAACUACUAAUGGGUUACGUGCCCCGUGACCCACUCAAGGAUGUUCUCGACCCAUUUUUAAGCUUAAACGUAACGUUUCCCAGCAUUGACACUCUUCGAACGGCUGCUGCCGAAUCCACCGAUAAACGGCAAGCAAUCCAAAAACGCCAGCACGAUAUGAAGCAUAAAAAAGCAAGGACAUAA
This is a messenger RNA of Eupeodes corollae, 852 nucleotides long. RefSeq lists its product as uncharacterized. Gene Ontology annotation, molecular function: nucleic acid binding. Lineage: Eukaryota; Metazoa; Arthropoda; Insecta; Diptera; Syrphidae. The transcript is spliced from 2 exons. Bases 1 to 852 code for a protein of 283 amino acids. Gene Ontology annotation, biological process: DNA integration. The record is from RefSeq and is a predicted model, not a curated record.